This is a messenger RNA of Hyaloscypha bicolor E, 901 nucleotides long. RefSeq lists its product as uncharacterized. The coding region runs from base 177 to 722 and encodes 181 amino acids. NCBI's taxonomy places the organism in Eukaryota, Fungi, Ascomycota, Leotiomycetes, Helotiales, Hyaloscyphaceae. The transcript has a single exon. The record is from RefSeq and is a predicted model, not a curated record.
GCCCCGCGGCCAUCGAGCCAAUUCAUCCAUCGCCUUCGAGCAGGAUUAUUCUCAUCAUUGAGAUCGCCCUUACAGACCCGCGACACAAGUUCGGCGCGUUGCGACCGCACUUAUCAACAAGUCGUCUCCGCGGCGCAUAGUCGGUCGUGAUACUCGGAAGCGACAGCCAGCCAGGUAUGUGCCGCAUCUCCUCACGUUACCCAUUCCCCCAUAUCAGAUCAAACCUCCAAGUCCCAUUCAUCCAAGUCGCUUUGCGCUGCUGCUACUGCUGCUGCUGCCGCUGCCGCCUUCUUCCAUAUGUCUCUUCCCACUCCCCACUCCUACCCUCGCCCUUCUCGUGCAACCAUUCAGGGCCAAGUUGCCGUGGCUCCCUUUCCACGCGACCUGAAAGAGGUCACGAUCCCUCGUUAGGUGCUCCAAUACCCGGACAUCACCGCGCCUGGCCGUACUGUUGGUCCAAACCCAGUGCGCGUCGCGCUCCUGUCACCGGGUCGCAAACACCGAACUGCUCCCUCCCUUCACUGUCACCUCACGCUGUGCAGGCAGCUCAGGCAUUUGCGCUGUGCUGCAAACAAUGUCUCUGUUUGCAAGCCGCGCCGGAAGCUCCAGUAGAGCGAGCUCUGUACUGUACUUCGCCAGCGCGUCGCUACAAUGACCUGUCGAGCGCAUCGCAUCCCAGCGCCCCCAAGUCACUGAACAUCUCAUCUCCUGUCAGCACAUGAGCAAUUCAAUUGCUACGUGCGACCUCAACUGCAAUGACACGUGCUGACCUUGUAGGUGCGACUUUAAAGGCCACAAAAACGUUCGUCGCGACAGUACCUGUUGAGCGAACUACUGCAGCAGAGCGUUUCGAGAACCUCUAUCGGCGCGAAUCCCCAAGACACUCCCAUUGCUUCAGGAG